GGGUCCAAGAAAUGCUCCACCUCCUCCCCUCCUCCUCCUCCUCCUUCCCUCUCAAUCCCCAGUUCCUCCUCCUCCGGAGACCGCCCGCCAAUCUGCGCGUGCUCCUCCUCGGCCCCUUCCACGCCAUGAGCGCGGCCUCGAGCUCGUCGCGGCGGGCCGCGACGGCGGCGGCGGUGCCUUCGCUCUCCGCCGACGAGACCCGCGCGGCGGUCGGCGAGGCCUUCCGGAGGUACACCUCGCCGAGCCUGCGGCGGGGCGGCGGCGGCAGCGGGGUCGCCAUCGUGUGGCUCAGGAACGACCUCCGGGUGCUCGACAACGAGGCGCUGCUGCGCGCCUGGGCCGCCUCCGAGGCCCUCCUCCCCGUGUACUGCGUCGAUCCCCGGACGUUUCGGGGGAGCACCCAUUGCUUCGGCUUCCCCAAGACUGGAGCACUGAGGGCGCAAUUCCUGAUCGAGUGUUUGGGAGAUUUGAAGCGCAACCUGAUGAAACAAGGUCUCGACUUGCUCAUCCGGCAUGGCAAACCUGAAGACAUCCUCCCUUCAGUUGCAAAGGCUGUCAGUGCACAUACAGUUUAUGCUCAUAAGGAAUCAUGCAGCGAGGAACUCCUCGUCGAACGACUUGUGCGCAAAGGCUUGGAACAAGUUGUGAUUCCUCAGGGGGGAGCAUCUAACCAGAAGAAACCCCAAAACCCCAAGCUGCAGCUCAUAUGGGGAGCAACACUGUAUCAUAUCGAUGAUCUCCCAUUCUCUGUGACCAGUUUGCCAGACAUAUAUACACAAUUCAGAAAGGCUGUUGAAUCGAAGUCCUCGGUUCGGAACUGUAACAAGUUGCCGCCGUCGCUUGGGCCGCCUCCUAGUUCUGGCCUGGAUGAGAUUGGAGGGUGGGGAACAGUACCAACAUUGGAGUCACUAGGCUUAAGCAUGACAAAGUCAGAGAAGGGAAUGCAUUUCAUCGGAGGAGAGAGUGCAGCUCUGGGAAGAGUUCAUGAGUACUUCUGGAAGAAAGACCAGCUGAAAGUCUACAAAGAGACCAGGAAUGGCAUGCUAGGUCCAGACUACUCCACCAAGUUCUCCCCUUGGCUUGCUUCUGGCAGUCUUUCGCCACGUUAUAUUUGUGAAGAGGUAAAGAGAUAUGAGAAGCAGAGAGUAGCAAAUGAUUCUACAUAUUGGGUUUUGUUUGAGUUGAUAUGGAGAGAUUAUUUCCGAUUCAUAUCAGCAAAAUAUGGGAACUCCAUUUUUCAGCUAGGUGGUCCAAGGAAUAUAGUGUCCAAAUGGAGCCAGGAUCAGGCAUUGUUUGAAUCUUGGAGAGAGGGUCGAACUGGGUACCCUCUUAUUGAUGCCAACAUGAAGGAGCUUUUAGCAACUGGUUUCAUGUCCAACCGUGGCCGUCAGAUUGUCUGCUCAUUUCUGGUCCGGGAUAUGGGUAUUGAUUGGCGAAUGGGAGCUGAAUGGUUCGAAACAUGCCUAUUGGAUUAUGAUCCAGCUUCAAAUUAUGGUAACUGGACAUAUGGAGCAGGAAUUGGCAAUGAUCCAAGAGAAGACCGAUACUUCAGCAUACCUAAGCAAGCUAAAACAUAUGAUCCUGAUGGAGAGUAUGUUGCCUACUGGUUACCCGAGCUCCGGUCUCUUGCUAAAGAACGAAGGAACUUCCCAGGAGCCUUGUACAUCAACCAGGUUGUCCCACUGAAGUUUGAUGCUGGACAUCAGAGAAGAGAUCAGUUCAAUAGGCAGAGAAGGCCAGGCAACAUGUAUAGAAGACAAAAAUAAUACGAUACAUAUUCAAUUAUACAUUUACAGUUUACACCAUUGAUCAAUACGAAAUGAUGCAGAUUUACAACAGAUAGCUAGAGAGCAAACGGCAGUGAGCCUUUGUAUGGUCUUAUGCAAAAUUUCAGCUGUGCAAGUGUUUGUAAAAUGACGCUGCAUGAUUUGUGAGCUCAUAAAGUCAGAAAUACUCGACAAAAUUUAUGACAAGCGUGAGAAAUGUAGAUAAAUCAAAUGGAACCCUAGAACAUUGCAGAGAGAUCAGAUCUCUCUCCUCAAUGACAGCAUAUUACCUCUCAUUUUCU
Molecule: messenger RNA, 2068 nt
Organism: Oryza brachyantha (malo sina)
Lineage: Eukaryota; Viridiplantae; Streptophyta; Magnoliopsida; Poales; Poaceae
Product: cryptochrome DASH, chloroplastic/mitochondrial
Exons: 12
Coding region: 12-1766 (584 amino acids)
Biological process (GO): photoreactive repair
Molecular function (GO): DNA photolyase activity; DNA binding; FAD binding
Source: RefSeq, a predicted model, not a curated record